Messenger RNA from Thlaspi arvense, 1573 nucleotides. Lineage: Eukaryota; Viridiplantae; Streptophyta; Magnoliopsida; Brassicales; Brassicaceae. The record is from the annotation of a GenBank genome assembly.
UAAAGAUUGAGGAAUUAUACAUACGUUUUUAUCUCUCCAUUCAUAUUACAAAACCCUUGAAAGUCGGAUCUACUUCAACCCUCUUCCUUCCACCUCUCGCGAGAGUCUCGUCUAAAUUCCACCAGCUCCAACUACAAAAAAGUCAAAACAUAUCUACACUGCACAGUGCACACACACACACACACAAGUCACAACCUCGUUCGUAUCGCUUCUCGAACAUUUUUUUUUUUGUUUCUUCGAAAAAUAUAUAUAUUGUUUAGAAAUAAAAGAAGACAAAAUUCGGUCUUUUUCGUCCUACGCUUCUCUCUCCUCUCGACUGAGUCGAUCUCUACGAGGUUCAACUCUCACCGUUGAGCAACCAAUUCUCCGUUCGAUGGCCACCACCGCCGCAGGGUCGAGGCUCAUCUCGUUGAAAGCCGCCGGGAAGCUCGGUUACCGUCAGAUCUCUCAGGUCCGCCACCAAUGGGCCCCGCUUCAGUCUGCGUUGCCUCAUUUCGGAAUGCUGCGAUGUGGAUCGCGUCAGGCGUUUUCAACCUCUGUUGUGAAAGCUCAAGCGACGGCUGUUGAGGAAACAACAGGAGAAGCUGUUCCGAAAGUGGAAUCUCCAGUGGUCGUUGUGACUGGUGCCUCUAGAGGGAUUGGUAAAGCAAUUGCUCUCUCCUUGGGGAAAGCAGGCUGCAAGGUUUUGGUGAACUACGCUAGGUCAGCAAAGGAGGCCGAAGAAGUUUCUCAACAGGCUGUUGAUAAAUGGGGAACCAUUGAUGUCGUGAUUAACAAUGCAGGAAUUACUCGGGACACCUUGUUAAUACGAAUGAAGAAAAAUCAGUGGGAUGAAGUGAUCAAUUUGAAUCUCACUGGAGUAUUUCUCUGUACCCAGGCAGCAUUUAAGAUCAUGAUGAAGAAGAGAAAGGGAAGAAUCAUCAAUAUAGCGUCAGUUGUUGGUCUCAUUGGUAAUAUUGGCCAAGCAAACUAUGCUGCUGCUAAAGCUGGAGUUAUUGGGUUCUCCAAGACUAUUGCGAGAGAGGGUGCGAGCAGGAACAUUAAUGUGAAUGUGGUUUGCCCUGGAUUCAUUGCAUCUGACAUGACUGCCAAGCUUGGAGAAGACAUGGAAAAGAAAAUCCUGGGAACAAUCCCAUUAGGACGGUAUGGACAACCGGAAGAUGUGGCUGGCUUGGUGGAAUUCUUAGCUCUGAGUCCGGCAGCCAGUUACAUCACCGGACAGACAUUCACUAUUGAUGGAGGUAUUGCCAUCUAGAGGCUUUUUUUUUUCAAGGCAAAACGGUUCGCUUUUUUCGGUUUCUUGGUUUUUUGUUUUGUGCAAAAUCAUACUGUUUCGGUUCGGAUGUUAUAAGAUUCGGUUUGGUUUGGGAUUAAAAAACUGUUACCGAUUGAAACGGAAAUAUGUUGUUAAUCGGUUUAUUCGGUUCUCUUGACUUUAAUGAACCAUAGUUGGGCCAAUCAAAAUUAAAAAAAAAAAGCCCAAUGAAAUAACCCAUAAACUCUCCACCAGUUAGCAAAAGUGUUCGUUUUUUUGAAGAGAACAGAAAAGCCAAUCAGUUUAGAAACGCCAAAC